CCUGUCUUUUCCUUCGUCACCUGGUGGUGGCAGUGUGGCGUUUGGAUGUGACGUAAAUGUCCAAUUGGAUAAUUCAUGGGCGGAGAGUAUAAAUAGCCGGCUGAUCUACUCAACAGUACUUCCUCUGGUAGAACGGGUUUCUCCAGAGAAGUCGUUUGCUCCAACCUGCUUCCAUUUUUGUUCUUCCCAACAUUUCCUACCCACUGGAUUCUUAUUUUCUUUUGGUUUAUUUAUUCCCCUAGACAUUGUGCUAUUUUGUUUGGAACAGAUAAUUUUGUAAUAAACAACAUGGCAAUUCAAGGAACUCAUUUGUGUGUGAUCCUCUUUAUGUUACGGUCAAGAACGAGCUGGCCGUGACAUAAAUUGGGUGGCUCGUCCGUGAUCCUUUGGAGUGGGAAAUGUUGGUGAGUAUUUAACUAUUUUUGUGAAUGGUCACCUUUUUGAAUGAGAACUCUGGUUAGGAAGAGUGUAUCCAGUUGGGUUGUGUAUACAAUCCUUCCGACGGAACACUGGUUGUUGUUUUGUUUAUUAUUUUGUCUUUUUUAUUUUUGAGGAUUAUCCUGGGUGGAGAUAUAAAUCUCUGUUGGGGGUACGCUUUCGGACUUUCAGUUUGACUGAUCGUCACUGAGUUUAGCGUUUAAUGCCGCCCCGAGCCCGGUACAUCCUCGAAGACUAGAUAGUGAUUAGUUAGUGAUUAUUUUCAGGUAGGAGCUGGAGUUUCUCAGUUCAUGGAGGUGAACCUAUGCAGCAAAAUCUGUGAAAUAAUAAUUUGUUUUUUAGUGCGCUCUCUUCUUUCCCGCGAACCUGCAACGUGUUUUUGACUUGUGGUAAGUCUUUGAAGUUUUUGUGAAUGAGUGUGUUACGUAACGGAAUGACGUAAAUGAAGCAGUGGCUUAUGGGAGUUGUAGUUAUCACGAGUGUUCCACGUGCGUGAACUGUUUGUUUGUAUUGUCGCAUAGGUGUGUGAGAACGAAGAUGUCUUCGGUGCUCGAAGAUUUCUUUGCGUGUCCCUCAGAAUCUUUACUUGAGAGGUGUACAAAGGAGCAAUUAUUACAAAUUGCCGAACGCUUUAGUAUCGAUCUUACUACUCAAGAUAAGAAACUGAAGGAAACGCUUGUGACGACAUUAAAACGAUCACUCGUUGAUAGAGGAGUUUUUGAGGUAAGAACUGAGUCUAUUGCUCCCAGUGAUUCUUCUGUGUUUUCUCCUUGUGACGUUGAGGUUGAAAGUGAAUUGAAAUUUCGAAAUAUGUCACUGCAAGAGAAGCAGCUGUAUUUAGAUGCGGCGAAAGUCCGUGCUGAGCGUGAGGAUCGCGCUAUGAGAGAGAGGGAGGUAGAAAGAGAAUUUGCAGCAAGGAAAUUAGAGCAACAGUUAUCCGUACGUAAACUCGAACUUGAGUUGGAGAGAGAACGGGAAGAUAGAGCGUUUCAGAUAAAGAAGUUGGAGUUGGAGUUGGAGUUAGCAGCAAAAAAAGCGGAAGCCCCGCAAAUUGAUAUGCCUUUUGUUGAAUCGCAUUCGUCGGCUGAUUAUGAUCCUGUGUUUGACGUUCACAAGAAUGUGAGAUUAGUUCCUCCGUUUUCUGAAAAGGAAAUAGAGAAAUAUUUUCAUCACUUUGAACGAGUUGCUUUGUCUUUGAAAUGGCCAAGGAAGUUUUGGACUUUAAUGUUACAGUGUGUUUUCACAGGUAAAGCUCGGGAAGUUUAUUCAGCUCUCAGUCUGGAACAGAGUGGUGAGUAUGAUAUAGUGAAAACUGCCGUGUUACAUGCAUAUGAACUUGUGCCUGAGGCAUAUCGACAAAAAUUUAGGAAUUUUAACAAAAAUGAUGAAUGCACUUUUGUUGAAUUUGCAAGAGAGAAAGAGACAUUAUUUGAUCGAUGGUGUACUUCAAUGAAAAUCACCACUAAAGAGCAGUUAAGACAAUUGGUGCUCUUAGAGGAGUUUAAACACUGUGUUCCUCAUGCUGUAGCUACAUAUCUUACCGAGCAUAAGGUGAGUAAACUUUCAGAAGCUGCUAUUAUGGCUGAUGAGUUUGUGUUAACCCAUCGUGGGUCGUUUGGUUCAGUCAGUUUUAAGAACGACACGGGUAAGUCUAAGUUUUGUACUCAAGCCAAGACAAAGUCUGUUUCAAUGGGGCCAAAUAUUAAAGCGACAGUAGUUGAGAAGUCAAAGCCUGUAUUUUCAAAAGACAUGAUUUGCUUUUAUUGUAAAAAACCUGGCCAUAAGAUCUCUGAUUGUCUUGUUCUUAAGAGAAAAGAAAGACUCUCAAAACCUGUUGCUUUGGUUGCUACAUCCCCAUUCAUAAAUGAUACUUUUGAGGAAAGAGAGAGCCCUUUGUCUCAUUGUGGUAAACCUGCUGAGCAGAGUGUUACUGGCUCUGUUGAUUAUACACCUUUCAUCACUGAAGGAACUGUUUCUUUAUCUGGUUCAAAGGAAACUGUGUCUGUGUGCAUUCUUAGAGAUACAGGAGCUGCACAGUCAUUUCUUCUGGAAGGAAUUUUGCCUUUGACUUCUGAAACAUCUACUGGAACUCAUGUGUUGGUACGGGGUUUUGAGAUGGGGUUUGUUAAAGUACCUUUGCAUCGAAUCCAUCUUUCCUCUGCCAUAGUAUCUGGUGAUGUUGUAGUUGGUGUCCGUGCUGCACUUCCAGUUCCUGGGAUUACAUUUAUUCUGGGAAAUGAUCUAGCUGGGGGGAAUGUUUGGGCUUGUGCAGUCACUCGAUCAAUGGCUAACCGUCCAUCUGAAAACCAGGAUGAUGAGGUUUUAUUGAAUGACACCUUCUUUUCUACUGUUAAUACAGGUGAAUCUGAUGUCUCUAAAUGUCCUGAACAGAGUGACUUGAAAGUUUGCUUUUUGCCCUCUUCUGAUCAGGCAGAGUUUACAGAACUGCAAAAUGAAUCUGAUACAUCUGAGGUCCUAUCCACUUCUGAAAGCAUUGGUACUGAACUUUCUAAUGUUGAUUGUUCUUUGACUUCUCUUUUACAGAUCUCUCGAGAGGAGCUAAUUAGAGCACAACAGACCGAUGAUACGCUUAAGUUUUUAUUCUUUGCAGCAAGGUCAAAUAAGUGGUCUGAUCUUCCUUCAUUGUAUUUCUUUGAAGACGGCCUUCUUUGUAGGAAGGGGACCAUGCAUAAGGAUAUGGUGGAACUAAAAAUUCAGAUUGUAGUUCCUCUGCCAUUUAGAGAACCUGUUUUGAAAUUGGCUCAUGAAGGACUCGCUGGCCAUACUGGAGUCCGGAAAACUUAUAGUCGUAUUAUGCAGCAGUUUUAUUGGCCUAAAGUAAAACGAGAUGUGGCCAAAUAUAUACGAUCUUGUCACACAUGUCAGAUUACCGGUAAACCCAAUCAAAAGGUGCCAGUUGCUCCGCUACAGCCUAUUCCUGUGGUUUCCAACCCUUUUGAACAUCUAGUUAUUGACUGUGUUGGUCCUCUCCCACGGUCUAGGGCUGGUCACCAUUAUCUUUUUACCAUCAUGUGCCAGACUACCCGCUAUCCUGCAGCUUACCCAUUGAGAUCUAUCACCACUAAAUCUAUUUUGAAAGCCCUCACUAACUUCAUGUCUAUCUUUGGUAUUCCCAAGAUUAUCCAAUCAGAUCAAGGUUCAAAUUUCAUGUCGAAGCAGUUCUCAAAAGCUUUGCGUCAACUUCGAGUUACACACAAUGUUUCCAGUGCCUACCAUCCACAAAGUCAGGGGAUUCUUGAAAGGUUUCAUCAAACUUUAAAGUCUCUCUUGAGGUCAUAUUGUGUGGAACUCGAUGCAGACUGGGAGGAGGGUCUGCCAUGGAUGUUAUUGGCUAUACGUGAAGUAAUUCAAGAAAGUUUGGGUUUUAGUCCAAAUGAAUUGGUGUUUGGUCAUCCAGUACGAGGACCUACUGCAGUCUUAGCUGAUGAAUGGCGUACUACUAAGCCUCCAGAAAGUAUCGCAGACUAUGUUGGUGGCUUUCGUUGUAGACUUUAUGAGGCACGGGCGAUGGCUCAAAAGAAAUUGGUGAACAAACCAGAUGGCUCAUAUCGGUUUUGCACCGAUUAUCGGAAACUUAAUUCCCUAACCAAACCUGACUGUUUCCCAUUACCUCGUGUUGACGACUGUGUGGAUCAUGUUGGCUCUGCCCAAUAUGUAAGUAAGUUUGAUCUCCUGAAGGGGUAUUGGCAGGUGCCUCUAACUGCCCGAGCGAAGGAGUUAUCUGCAUUUGUUACCCCUGAUGCUUUCCUGCAGUAUACGGUUAUGCCUUUUGGGGUCCGCAACGCCCCAGCUACUUUCCAACGUUUGGGCCCAGAGGUGCUGGAAGAUGAGGUGGAAAUCUUUUUGAGGAGGGAGGUGUUACGACCCUGUCUUUUCCUUCGUCACCUGGUGGUGGCAGUGUGGCGUUUGGAUGUGACGUAA
Molecule: messenger RNA, 4380 nt
Organism: Megalobrama amblycephala (Wuchang bream)
Lineage: Eukaryota; Metazoa; Chordata; Actinopteri; Cypriniformes; Xenocyprididae
Exons: 5
Coding region: 976-4380 (1134 amino acids)
Biological process (GO): DNA integration
Molecular function (GO): nucleic acid binding; zinc ion binding
Source: RefSeq, a predicted model, not a curated record